Tigriopus californicus is the source of this 3741-nucleotide messenger RNA. It is a transcript of the gene sp3, whose product is annotated as phosphatidylinositide phosphatase SAC2-like. Gene Ontology annotation, biological process: regulation of endocytic recycling; phosphatidylinositol dephosphorylation. The record is from RefSeq and is a predicted model, not a curated record. NCBI's taxonomy places the organism in Eukaryota, Metazoa, Arthropoda, Copepoda, Harpacticoida, Harpacticidae. Gene Ontology annotation, molecular function: phosphatidylinositol-4-phosphate phosphatase activity. Gene Ontology annotation, cellular component: clathrin-coated endocytic vesicle; early endosome. The transcript has 8 exons. The coding region runs from base 411 to 3548 and encodes 1045 amino acids.
CGACCAAGGGACGAAGGGCUGGCCGGCCGGGGCUCUGACUGUUUCCCUCGCCUCUAGCUCUUUAACUGGGUCUAGUUCUUGAUCCUGGUUCUGUCAAUUUGACGGCUCUUGUGAUGGGUGGAUAGACUGGCUACUGACUAAUGAAUAGAAGUUGGUCCGGUCUGUCGGUCAGCGUCCAUGGUCUAGCCCCAGGAGAGGUGUUUCUCAGCCACGAGCUCGCAUCCCUCCUCGCCUUUCAUGACCCUGACCCUAGCCCCAAGGCUGGCCAAGGCUGGUCUUUUACCCUAAGACCCCCCCUGAGACCUAGACCUUGACCGGUCCGAGGUCGUCCAGCUGACAUCUAGCGGCCUCUGAGCGAUUCGCUCGGGCUUUUCGCUCGGGCUCAGCCAUUGCCCGUGGCCCGUUGGAACAUGGAGCUGAUCGCCACGGAUUCGUGCUUGAUCCUGCAACCCGUGCACAAAGGCGAAUCCAGCCUGUUUAUUCAACGGGCCAAUGGGGCCGUGAGUGUGCGACCCUCUUGGGACCCCGCCCAACAAGAGAAUCCCGAAUGUCUGGGCCUGGUCAUGGGCCUGGUGGGGGUGCUGCGGGUCCAUCCGGAAUGCGUUCCGCGAUUGGUCUUGGUGCAAAGUUGCUAUCGGGUGUGCGAGUUGCCGGGUCGAGGACUGGACCCCCACGGGAUCUACAAAGUGACCCGCGUGGUGUGUGUGCCCAUAUCGGAUUUGGUGGAAUCCAUCCGACAACUCGCUCUCAAACCCUGUCCCAAACACCAACCCAUGCUCAUGAACCCGCCAGAGGAGUGUCCGGGGCAGCGCGUGGAAUUGCCGCCCGAGGAGGUGCCCGCCCCACCCCCUGUGGCCCCGACGUCCAAAACCUUGAGCAAACUGGGCGGAUCGAUCAAACUUUUCGCUUCGGAUGCGGUUAAAUCGACCGCGGGCAACGCGGCGGCCUUGGCCUCCCAAGUCAAAGUCCCUUGGACUUCCAAUACCAAACCUCCGCUCCCUAGCAUCACCUUUAGCAGUCCCAAUAUCAAUCGAAUGAUUGAACGCUUCGAAAAGCGAGUGGUGGACGAGUUUUGUAAACUCUUCAACGAGUCGGACUCGUUUUAUUUUUCGUUUUCCGGUGAUCUCACCAAUACCCUCCAAAGACAAAUGCAGCCGGAUUAUCCGGUCGAUCUUCCACUUUGGCAACGCGUCGACGAUCGUUUCUUCUUCAACAAACACCUAAUUCAAGACGUCAUCGCCCUGAAUGAUCCCCGGGCUGAUACCUUCAUCUGUCCCUUUAUCCAAGGCUUCGUCGAAUUAAUGGACUCUCCCCUCCACUUCUCGGAAGCAAAUCAACUUUACGGCCAGUCCAUCCUGGUGCCGAAAGCCGAUAUUUCUCUGCCCGAAUACUUCUCCAUUGCCCUGAUAUCGCGCAGGAGCCGACACCGAGCGGGCACCCGAUAUAAAAGACGAGGAGUCGAUGAAGACGGUCACGUGGCCAAUUACGUGGAAACCGAGCAGAUCCUAUUGUACCACCAUUAUGCAUUAUCUUUCGUGAUGACUCGAGGCAGUGUACCAGUGUAUUGGUCCCAACCCGGGUACAAAUAUCGACCACCGCCCAUCUUGGACCGAUCGGACGAUGAGGACCAGGCGGCUUUUCAAGCCCAUUUCGACCGAGAGUUCAAGAUCUACGGGUCUCCUAUUAACUGUGUUAGUCUGGUGGAAAGGAAUGGGCGAGAAAAAGUGAUUGCCGAUGCCUACCUUAAUCAAGCACUAAACCUGGACAAUCCGGAUUUGGGUUUUGUCGCCUUCGAUUUUCACGAAUAUUGCCGGGGAAUGCAUUUCGAGAACGUGUCCAUUUUGAUAAAAAACCUCGAGCCUCAACUCAAGGCCUUACGCUAUUGUUGGGUGGACAAUCAUGGGAUGGUUUGUGGGCAGCAAGGUGCCUUUCGGAUAAAUUGCAUCGAUUGCUUAGAUCGUACCAACGUGGUGCAAACUGCUAUCGCGCGGAUGGUUUUGGAAGUUCAACUCACCAAAUUGGGUGUGGUUCCACCUGAAAUGCCUCUUCCCCUAGAAACUCGCUUGAAAUUUCAAGGGAUCUGGGCCAAUAACGGUGACGUCAUUAGUCGGCAGUAUGCGGGUACGAAUGCCUUAAAGAGUGAUUUCACUCGGACCGGAGAGCGCAACAUCAGUGGCAUGAUGAAAGACGGCAUGAAUUCAGCUAGUCGAUAUUACUUGAACCAGUUCCGAGAUGCCUAUCGCCAAGCUACGAUUGACCUGCUUGUAGGCCAUUCCGAUAGCGAGGAGCUCCUUGUCAAAAACCUGGAGAGCGAAUCUGCGGCAGAAUCUCGGCACAAAAUGGAAGUCGAUAAUAGUGCAACGGCGGAGCACGUCCGAAUUUUGAUAGAAGAUUGCAAGAAGCUGCUCAUCCCGGAUCAGGAGACCGUGGUUGGAGCUUGGGGCUUGAUCAGCAACGACCCCGUGUCCGGUGAUUUCAAUCAAGAGGAUUUAGAUGUAAUAUUUCUCCUCACCAAAGACGCCUACUAUGUGGCCCUGUAUGAAGACGAGACUGACAAAGUGACUCAAUACCAAAAAGUACUAUUAUCAAAUGUAGAAAAAAUCGAAUUCGGCGUCCCAGAGCAGGGCUUCAAUUUGAUCGGAAGAAACAACACGAGGAGCGAGCAUAGUCUGCGGAUAUUUUACAAGAUGCCUAGCGAAGAUAUAUCAGCCAAAGAAUCCGGCUUCUUCCACAUGUUUCGUUCGACCAACCUCCGAUUCUUCAACAAUAUGGCUAUUGUGGUUCGAUCUCCCGAAGAGAAGGUCGAGUCAUUGAAAAUCAUCGUCGAUUCGAUUAGCGUGGCAAUCGAGAUUGCUGGGUUCUCAGUGGACACUUGGUUUGGGAAAUUAGAUAAGAAGAAAACUCGCAUCCCGGAUCUUUACUCGAACUACAAUGUCUUACCUCUGGAAGACGUUCCCGUGUUCAAGAGUGUAGGCUCUAGAGCCCUUCAAAAUAUGACGUCACAAAUUUCCAAAUUGAACCCAAUGUCAAGAUUUCGUUUUUCAACCAAGCGAAACAACGAAGAACCCGAAGAAGUCCUACCUCAGGGUAAUGUCACUCAAUUGGAAAACUCGGCCAACGAUAUCAGGUCUAGCUCUCCAACGUUUACGACCCCUUCUGAAGUCGUCGAACCGAUAAACCAAAGUCUCCCUGAGCAAUCAUUGAGGCCGGAUGAUGAAGGUCUGACAGCUAACCUUCCUACUCAGUUAAGCUCAGCAAACCAAGAGAGCAUGUUCAAACCAGAUUCACUGAUUUCCACCCCACGUGGCAAGAUCUCGCAUGAAAUCAACAGCUUCGGAGCAAAUUUGGCUUCCAAAAAAAACCCUCCGACUCCAGUUUCUCCUCGAAAAUGCCUUGCCCCUCCCAGAGUUGAGGAUGGUAGUGCUGUAAUUGGCGAACCUGGUUCUCUAAAUCCAGACCUGACAAGCCCUCCCAUCAAACCUGAAUUAGAAGAGGCUAUUGCAAAAAGUAGAACCAAAGUGCUGAUUGUUUGCGACAAUGUUCGCUGAUUCCUUGAGUGCUCUAGUUGUUGAUUGUAUAAUCAAAUGUUUCGUUCAAAAUACCUAGAUGCUUACCCAUAUAUUGAUUCAUUCCCAUCAUAGUCAACCCAGCUAUGCCAGUAUUUUCCUUCAUGAUGUGAUAGCUUCUCAUUUUUCAUGUACCCAUGCCUCAAAUCAAUGAAUUACAUUCUUCAACAUCAAA